Molecule: messenger RNA, 3654 nt
Organism: Erythranthe guttata (spotted monkey flower)
Lineage: Eukaryota; Viridiplantae; Streptophyta; Magnoliopsida; Lamiales; Phrymaceae
Gene: PAT2
Product: protein affected trafficking 2
Biological process (GO): intracellular protein transport; vesicle-mediated transport
Cellular component (GO): AP-3 adaptor complex; membrane coat
Source: RefSeq, a predicted model, not a curated record
AGAUCGGAGUUGCUCUUUCGUGUUAAUUAACAGAAAUUGGGUAAAUCAAUUAUUCAUUUUGGCUGCCCUGUGAAACAAAAAGGACCCAUCCCAUCCCCCCAUACAUCUCCGAUCAGAUUUGAGGCAGACGGCAGAUACAAAAGUAUGCUGACGCAAUUCGGGGCUACGGCGGAGUCGCUGAGUAAGGCGUCGACGAUGGUGUUCCGUAUCGGCACAGACGCCCAUCUCUACGACGAUCCAGAUGACGUCAGCAUCUCCCCUCUUCUCGACAGCAAAUUCGACUCCGAAAAAUGCGAAGCCCUCAAGCGCCUCCUCGCCCUCAUCGCCCAGGGUUUCGAUGUCUCCACUUACUUCCCUCAGGUAGUUAAAAAUGUGGCAUCACACUCACUGGAAGUUAAGAAGCUUGUCUACUUGUACUUGCUGCAUUAUGCUGAAAAGCGCCCGAACGAAGCCUUGCUGUCGAUUAAUUACUUUCAGAAGGAUUUAGGUGAUCCGAACCCUUUGGUCAGGGCGCGGGCGCUUCGUACAAUGGCGGGAAUUCGCUUGCAUGUUAUUGCACCGCUUGUUUUGGUGGCUGUGGGAAAAUGUGCUCGGGACCCGUCUGUGUAUGUUAGAAAGUGCACUGCUACUGCGCUGCCCAAGUUGCAUGAUUUGCGCUUGGACGAACACACAUCUGCAAUUGAAGAGAUUAUUGGAAUGUUGUUGAAGGACAAUUCUCCUGGAGUAGUUGGUGCUGCUGCCGGUGCUUUUGCUUCAAUAUGUCCCAAUAAUUUUACUUUGAUUGGAAGAAAUUACAAAAGACUGUGCGAGACUCUUCCUGAUGUGGAAGAAUGGGGGCAGAUUGUCUUGAUUGGUAUUCUUCUACGGUAUGUAAUUGCAAAACAUGGGCUAGUUGGAGAAUCCCUGAUGUUGUUUUCUGAUGCUUUAGCGAAGCAUAGUUCAGAAAAGGAGGAUCCGGAGCCUCAUCUUUCUGUAAGAAAGCUCGCGGAUGAGACCAGCUUAGACAUAUGUACUGAGAUUGUAAAUAUAGUCUGUCGAAGUUAUCUUGAAGGACCAGAUAAAUACUUAUCUCAGUUAGGUCAUGUAAAUCGAGAUUCCCUUGGAUUGGAUGGUUCCUGCGUGACAUCGGUUAAAAGCAAUGAUGACGUGAAGAUCUUGUUGCAGUGUACAUUGCCAUUAUUAUGGAGUUAUAACAGUGCUGUAGUGCUGGCUGCUGCUGGGGUUCACUGGAUUAUGGCGCCGAAGGAGGAUAUUGUAAAGAUUGUUAAGCCUCUGCUCUUUCUCUUGAGGUCAUCUAGUUCCUCAAAAUAUGUGGUACUUUGCAACAUUCAGGUCUUUGCCAAAGCAGUGCCCUCUCUAUUUUGUCCAUAUUUUGAAGAUUUCUUCAUCAGCUCCUCAGAUUCAUAUCAAAUAAAAACGCUUAAGCUCGAGAUACUUUCCUCUAUAGCCACAUCCUCUUCAAUUUCUGCAGUUUUUCUGGAGUUUCAGGAUUAUAUAAGAGAUCCCGACAGGAGGUUUGCUGCCGAUACUGUGGCUGCAAUGGGUUUAUGUGCCCAAAGACUGCCUGAUGUCGCCAACACAUGUUUAGAAGGGCUAUUGUUUCUGGCUUUAACUGAUUCUUCAAAUCGGGACGUUGCAUCUUUGCGUGACGAAGAAAUUGUAUUGGUUCAAGUAAUUAAGUCUAUCAUGGCAAUCAUAAAGCAAGAUCCUCCUAUUCAUGAAAGAGUAAUUGUUCAUUUGGUGCGAAGAUUGGAUUCAAUGUCUGCACCAGCAGCUCGUGCAAUGGUGAUAUGGAUGAUGGGUGAGUACAGCAACAUCGGGGGUCUCAUUUCAAAGAUGAUUCCCACAAUAUUUCAGUAUCUUGCCCAGCGCUUUGCCAUGGAGGCGGUUGAAACAAAGCUGCAAAUUGUUAAUGCUUGCAUCAAGGUCCUGCUACGUGCCAAAGGGAAAGAUAUUUCUGAACUGCGAGUAACUGUUGGGUAUAUGCUCGAACUAGCCAAGUGUGACUUGAAUUAUGAUGUUCGUGACCGUGCUCGUGUCCUGAAGAAUUUUCUAUCACACUCUAUCGGACCACAGGAUUUGGAAGAAGUAAAGGACCAUACAGAAUUGAAAGACCUGACAUACGUACUUGCUGAAUACAUAUUCGGGAGACAAACAAAAGUGCCGUCCGAAUCAUUUAGUUAUCGGUUUUAUCUUCCCGGUUCUCUUUCGCAGAUUGUACUUCAUGCUGCUCCAGGAUACGAACCUCUCCCAGAACCUUGUAGCUUAGUUGAUGAUGAAACUAAGACUGGGGGAGUUAGUGUCAGUGAUAGUGAACCAAAUGAAAUCGGCGAUUCCGAUGCCAUGUCAGAAUCUCUAGGUGAAGAAAACACGUCUGAUUACAGUUCUCAGGGUUCCGAUUCUGGUUCUGCUGGUGGUGGUUAUGAUAGUGCAUCUGAUGGUGAUGUAGACGAAGAAGCUGGUGGUUCAUUGAUUCAUCUUUCAGAUAAUGCUCCUGCUUACAGAAAUCAUAUCGAAGGUUCAUUAGAGAAUAGUUCCUCUGGCUUGACGGAUUUUGGUGAAUUGAUGUCGAAAAGAGCUUUGGAGUCGUGGUUGGAUGAAAAUCCUGGUUCGAGCCAGAAUUCGUCUGAUCUUGGUCAUGUUCAGAGAUCAUUGGCCAGAAUCUCAAUUAAGGAAAUUGGUCAGCUGGUUAAACCCAAGUUAUAUACACUUCUCGAUCCUGCAAACGGGAAUGGGUUAAGUGUGGAUUAUAGAUUUUCAUCGGAGGUGUCAAACAUAUCUCCACGACUGGUAUGUUUACAGGUUUCCUUCAUGAACAAUUCCACAGAGCCUAUGUCAAAUAUUGUACUUACUGAAGAGGAAUUAAACCAAGGUCCCGAUUCUUCUGAAAAAUCAGUGUCAUCAAGUGAAAGUUUCUCGGCGUCUCAUGGAGAAGUGGCAACGUUAGCUCCCAUGGAAGAGAUUGGCAGCCUCAACCCUGAUCAGACAACAAACAGAAUCCUCCAUGUUCGGUUUGAACAUCAUCUGUUGCCUUUGAAGCUGGUUUUAUGGUGUAAUGGCAGAAAGCAAACAGUCAAGUUACGACCCGACAUAGGCUACUUUAUAAAGCCUCUUCCGAUGGAUAUCGAAGCAUUUGUUAAGAAGGAAUCUGAACUUCCUGGGAUGUUUGAGUACAUAAGAAGGUGUACUUUUAACGAUCACAUUAGCCAGCUGAUUGACAAAGAACAGUUGGUGACGAAAGACAAAUUCCUGGUGAUAUGUGAGAAACUCGCAUUAAAGAUGCUAAGCAAUGCAAAUUUAUUUCUCGUUUCUGUCGACAUGCCUGUUGCAGCUAAACCAAACGACGUGUCUGGUUUAUGCUUACGGUUAAGUGGAGAGAUGUUGAGUAACUCCAUUCCUUGUUUAAUCACACUUACCCUUAAAGGUUCUUGCUUUCAACCACUUGAGGUUUCGGUGAAGAUGAACUGCGAAGAAACUGUUUUUGGUUUAAAUCUUUUGAAUAGGAUUGUAAAUUUCUUGGCUGAGCCGACCCUGUAAUGAUUUUACAGUUUUCAGAAAAAAAAAAAAAAACCGAGCUUAUUGUGCUAAUUUGUUUGUUACAGUACAUUUUUCUUGAUGUUAGCUAAUCUCUCUUGCCUUGUGUAAUGUAAUAAA